Molecule: messenger RNA, 1327 nt
Organism: Patiria miniata (bat star)
Lineage: Eukaryota; Metazoa; Echinodermata; Asteroidea; Valvatida; Asterinidae
Product: tyramine receptor Ser-2-like
Exons: 1
Coding region: 4-1209 (401 amino acids)
Biological process (GO): neuropeptide signaling pathway
Cellular component (GO): membrane
Molecular function (GO): G protein-coupled peptide receptor activity
Source: RefSeq, a predicted model, not a curated record
CUCAUGCAACGCAGUGGCGCGAGCAGACGAAGUUUUGGUGGAUUUGUUGUCGACAUGGAGGACUCCGCCUUCUACAUUUUCAGCCUGGUGCUGUGCGCACUCUGCAUGGUCUUCGGCAUUCCGGGCAACUGUCUGAUUCUCCGCGUGUACUGGGACAAACGUCGCAAGAGCAGCACCCACAUUUUGAUCCUGGGCCUGGCCUGGGCCGACCUGUUCAGUUGUGUUUUCCUGUCGUUGAGAAUCGCAUCGUAUGUUACUUUUAUUGUCGGGAAGAAGCCUGGAGAAGUUUUAACCUUCCUUCAUUUCUUUUUGCAAACAGCUGUAGCGUCUUCGGUCACUCUGACGGGAGUCAUCGCCUUUGAUCGUUACGACUGUGUCUGUCGUUCGUACAGACGACUUUUCAGCACAAAACGUGCCAAAAUCGCCUUCUGCUGCUCGGUUACGUACUGUGCGGCCAUCAACAUCCCUUUUAUUGUAAGCAUUUACAGAAACUCAGACGCUAGCACAGUGGCGCUUUAUAGUUUUCAGAGUCUGUGUUACAUCUCCGCUCUGACGAUGAUAGUGCUGUGCUACUCCAAGGUUUACAAGACCAUUCGUCGGCACGUUCAGGUGGGCGUUUGGGCGUCGACUUCGGGGGACCGUACCAAUCCGACUCUGCAGUACGAAUCGGCGAGUUCGCCAAGACCUGCCAGCCCACAUCGCCAGGGCCUUGAGAUGAUAUCCGUGUCCCACUCUGUCGCCAAUAACCCCGGGGUUUCCAGUUCGUCGGAACCUAUGGCUUGGAAAUCUCCGAGUAAAUCCGACCCGGAGCUCGCGGUAGAGACGCACAGGAAAGAACGCUCCACGGACGGCCGAGGGACUGCGCAGAGCUCCCAUCUGACAAACCAGGCAGUCACUGGUAACUCCAGGAGGAACAGCCGGCUGGACCAGAGACCAGGUGGCACUUCGUCCCUGCAACGCAAGACGACGAGAAUGCUUCUCCUGACCAGUGUCGCAUUCUUGAUCGCAUGGCUGCCGUACUGGCUAUGGGUCGUUCUUAGUCUUUUGGAUACUUUUAGCACGUUGAAAGUGCACAAGGGUGUCUUGCUUGUGCUCGCGCGCAUCAAGCCGAGUAUCUACAUAAACAACGCCAUCAAUCCGUUACUUUACGGACUUGCAAAUCGACGUUUUAGGCAAGACUGUAAACAAGUUUUAAAGAAGAUGUUUUAAUCAGUGCAUGUUAGGAAAAGGCAAAUUAACCUUAAUAUUUGAUGAAAAUAGGGAGCCUGCAUUGGAGCCACGCCCGUCAACAAUAACGAAUACUGGUAGAGCACUUUUAAGUAAGAUC